This is a messenger RNA of Anopheles marshallii, 4572 nucleotides long. RefSeq lists its product as uncharacterized. The record is from RefSeq and is a predicted model, not a curated record. Gene Ontology annotation, molecular function: protein binding. Bases 1 to 4572 code for a protein of 1523 amino acids. The transcript has 6 exons. NCBI's taxonomy places the organism in Eukaryota, Metazoa, Arthropoda, Insecta, Diptera, Culicidae.
AUGCAUAAUGAGCCCACCCUGCAGCCCGCGAGGGAGAAGCCACUCCCGAACACCGACCCCAUCGCCACCACCACCACGACCGUGCCGAGCGUACCCCACAUCAACGGCAAUGGUGCAGUACCGGAAAACACAACCCGAACGCCACUGCACGAGGCAGCAGCCGGUGGGGACGAGACAAAGGUGGAAACGCUCCUGGCUACCGGUGCCGACCGUAACGCCAAGGAAUCGGUGCACGGUAACACACCACUGCACGAGGCCGCCUGGAAGGGAUAUAGUCGAUGCGUGAAGCUUCUAUGCGCACUGCCCAAAACAAAGCCGACCGGCAGCUCCAAAGGCAUCUCGAUCGAUCUGCUAAAGGAUGCGACCAAGAUUAAGCACGCCCUGCAUGAUACCAAGGGUGCGCUACACAGUGCACUGCUCGGUACGCGUAACUACGGUGGCUUCUCCGCGCUACACCUGGCCGCCCAGAAUGGUCACAACCAGAGCUGUCGGGAGAUACUGCUCGCCGGGGCCGAUCCUGAUGUACAGAACAAUUAUGGCGAUACGCCACUGCAUACCGCGUGCCGGUACGGGCAUGCCGGUGCCAUUCGGAUUCUGCUAUCGGCCAAGUGUGACUUUGAGCGGAUCAAUCUGAACGGUGACACUGCGCUACACAUCGCCUGCGCGAUGGGCCGUCGGAAGCUGACACGCAUUCUGCUCGAAUCUGGUUGUCGACAAGACACCAAAAAUGCUCAGGAGGAAACUGCACGGGACAUCGCACAGCGCAAGAAUCUGGUCGAGAUCAUUAACAUCCUCAACACACCGGUCGAUCUAUCGGCCAGGAGAUCGCGGGAACGUUCCAGCAGCAGUUCACAGCACCAGCGUACCAAGCCCGACGGAGUCACCAAUGGCGGAGUGCAUCAGAAACCUUCCCCGCACGAACCCAACCCCAACCCGGCCGAACGUCGUUCGCGCAGCAAGGACGAAACAGGACGAAAAUCGGGCCGGCGCAGCAAUUCGAACGAUGAAGCCGCAACCCGGGCGGAUGCGAUCGAUCCAAAGCAUUGGUCCCCGUACGGCUGUCACUACUUUCCCGACCCGCGCAAUUUUCCCUCCCCCAAGCUCGAGACGCUGCCAAAAGAACCGCUGGGAAAUGGUGAGCAGUACUUCCUGGAUCUGGCCGGCAACAUCCGCAAAGGACCGGUUGGGGUCGGCAACACGUGCUACUGUGCGCCAUUCUUCAAGCAUCUGGAGCAGCGCAUGAACCAGAACCGGCGCAGCAUUCGCAAGUACGUGCACCGGGCGACGGAGAAGCUGGACAGUCGUAUGACCGCACUGGCGAUGCGCACCGAUGACCAGAUAGAGGAGCUUACCAAAUCGAUGAUAGCGAGCCGCGUUCAGUGCGAGAACAAGCGACUCCAUCUGGAGCAGUGGUUGAAGCGGGGUAUAGCGGAGCGGUCCACCACCACAGCUACCUCGGGCGGGUUGGAACACAGCAACAGCAAAACCAAAAAGGAUGAGGCUAACACUAACACGCUCACGCGUUGCCGAAGUCUCGAGUUACUGGACGACCAUGACACGAUGCUGCUCGCGACCGGUGUCGAUGUACUGGACGAUCAGCUGCGGAAGUCGUCCACACCAACCAGGCAGCUGUUCUCGCGCAGCAUUGACUUCCUGGAUGCGGCCACCAACGGGGACUCGGACCAUGGUCAUCGUGUGCAUCGGCAGCAACACCAGCAGCAACAGCAGGAGCUGGAGAGCCAUCUUCGAUUGCUGCAGUACGCUGCCGUCGGUGGUCACCAGUCGGAUGCGCUCGAAAGCUCCAAUAAUUCCAACAUGAAGAACCACUCGGAGUCGGCCGAAACGCCCCCCAUACCGGACUGUGCUAGCAUUCGGAUAUCGCGCCGACCACGUUCCUCCUCCAUGUCCGGCCGGGACAGCUACUCGUACUCCUCCGACAACAACAAAGACAACGAUCGUGAAAAGCCACCUCGGCUCGUUAAUGGGACUAACGAUCCGAAGCCGCCGAAAAAGCUCACCCUACCAACAAUGCCAACUUCGUCCACACCGACGUCGGCCAUCUCGUCCAACGGAGGAUCGGGCGCGGUCGCGACCGGGACGGCAAAGAGCGAAAAAGCCAAAGUCACCGAACGGCUCGAGGAGCUGCUUAGCAAGACGAAGAAGAUCCUCGAGCUGGAGAAGAUGACGAAGGGUGGAACGGGUGUGGGCUCUUCGCCACUGAUCGGCAGCCAUCCGAACUCGGCCAUCACACCAACGACCGACAAUCGUUACAUCCUAGCGCUGGACAAACUGCGCGAUAUCCACCACUACGAACCAUCGGCUGGUGGUGGAACGAAACCUUCCGGACGCUCCUCACGCGACUCGCCUGGAUACGACAUCGCCCAAGAGAUGGAGAAAAUCACCAAGUCGCUUCUGCCUGCCGCGCCUGUUUCGCCGGAGAUAGCGAAGGACAUUACGACGCGCAAGGAACGUCCCACGACCGUACUGUACGCGUCCUAUCAGCAGCAACAGCAGCCACCACAUCCUCACCGACGCACCACACCGCAGGACUCGUCCCCACUCUCCACGACGCCACUGUCGACGAUGUCCCCGAGUUCGUCUCUACUCGGUGGACAGACGGCUCCCUCGCGCAGCUCACCGUUCGCCUCGGACCGGCAGCAUCUGGCGUCCACCAACUUCAUGGAGGAUCACGCACCGUGCGACGAACAGAACGUGUCCGCUGCAAUGGGCGCUCUGAUGAAUGGGUUCUACUCAAACAGCUGCUUCGAAGAUGCGCCGCCGAGUUCCUCGAACACGACGGUGAAAUCGGCCGGACCUCGUCAACAUCACCCAACGACGGACGACUCGGAAUUGGAGCAAGAUGAAGAACCCGAUGAUGAUGAUGAUGACGACGAAGAAGAGGACGAGGACGAUGAGCACGAUCGGGGAGAGGAGGCGAAGGUAGCAGGAGACGAAGAGGAUGAUCGUGAGGAGGAGGAAGCAAGCGAUGUGUCCGAUCGAUGUGAUCUCUCGGCAAUGGCGAAUUUCGCCGAGCUGAAGGAGCUCAAGAGCCGGAUCCUGAACGGUACAAACUGGCGCAGCCAGGUGCUGCAAAAGAGCGUCCAGGAACUGUUGCGCAGCGGCGAAGGUAACGAUGCCUUCUCCGGAUCGCAGGACCAAGAUCCAUCUCCGGCUGGGGAGACGAACCGUGUCAAGUACAUCAUCUCGAAGCUACAGCAAAGCGGUACCAGCAGUUCCGGAGAUGUAGCCAUCCGCACGCAGCACCUUCAAGUGCCGCCGAUGGCACGCUGUGAAGAUUUUUCCGACAGCAGCAGCGAAGAGGAGGACGAUGAAGAGACGGUGCGGCAUGGGCAGGAGGAUGAUGAGGAUUGUGUUGAUGGACCGCCGAUACCGGUGAAUGGUGUGCUGGAGCAGGAGAAACCGUCCGAAAUCGGCAUCGGUACGGCGAAAAGUUUGAUUCAGCUGUACGAACAGUCCACGUCCGCCACGGCGGCAAACGGGGCGAUCGGGAAGUGCGUGACGAACGGUCCGUUCGCGAACGUUCCGAAGGAUGCUUACUUUCAUGAGUUACCUCCAAGGAAGUUGUUGCCACCACCGGAGUUGAGCUCCAUGGCGGGUUUGACGUCGCGCGUGCAUCAGACGGCACGGAGUCGCAACCCGCUGCCAUCGUACCUGUUGCAGGAAGGGGCGGGCGAACUGUUCCAGCAGCAACCUUCAGACAUCUUGGACAUCCAGCAGGGUCCUGCUGGGGGAUAUGCACAAGCACAGCAGAGUUACUUCGACGAGCAGCUAACGUUCCAAAGUCAUCACCCACUUCCUCAGCAUCGUGCAUCGGCGAUGAGCUCGUACCCGAUUCCAGCCGAUGGUUUCUUGCCUCCCGUCGGGCUGCCUACGCCCGUGAACCACCAUCACCCUCACGGUCACCUUCACAUGCAACAACAGCACCAGCAGCAACAACAGGAGAAGCUGCUAUCGGCCCGGAAGUACAUCAAUCCUUCAUCCGCUGGGUCGCUCGCCAGCACCGGCACACCUUCACCAGAGUUCCCACUCUAUCAGCACCAUCAACAGCAGCUUGCAUCGUCCAUCGCCGCACAGCCAGCGUAUCCUUCGGCCGGUACCGCAUCCGUCAUCGGUGGCCAUUCGCAUGCGAUGAUGACAAUGAUGGCCGCCGGCCGUAAAUCGGUCGAUCAGCUGUCCUCCAACGGGGAAGAUUCCGGUUACGUUAGCGGGAAGGUGAGCGAAAUCCACAUCCCGAGUGGAGGUGCCAGUCCGCUGCUGCCUGCGGCUGCCAGCAACGUGCUCAUCAUACCACCGCCAGCCUCCUCGCCGAAGCACUUUCUUCCGUACAGCCAUCAUCACCAUCCGCUAGUGACGUCGAUGCACCAUCGCAACGGGACAUCUCCGCAUCAUGGGAGUGUGGUAACCUCGAUCGUACCUCCACCGGUAGGAUCUACCGGACCGACCGCUGCCGGACUGCAUCCAACGGCGGGACAAACCACUGCCCAGCUACAUGCAGCCGUCGAGCAGAAGCAGCAGGCACUCUACAAGCUUGGUGCUUCCAGCUUGGUUUAG